Molecule: messenger RNA, 1320 nt
Organism: Malus domestica (apple)
Lineage: Eukaryota; Viridiplantae; Streptophyta; Magnoliopsida; Rosales; Rosaceae
Source: RefSeq, a predicted model, not a curated record
AUGGACCGGGAUCGAGACGACGACGAGACUGCUCUGCACUGGACCAAGAAUGGCCUAGCUAUGGGGCGGUGGCUAUGCAUGCGUAAAUUGGUGAAAGAUAGAGACAGGGCAAGGAAAGGCAGGAGUGGGUGGAAGGCAGUGCAAUUAGACCUUCAGGAUGAAAGGGAGGAGUUAAGGCAAUUAGAUAUUAAGAAUGCAUUUCUGCAUGGUGAUCUUCAAGAGGAAAUUUACAUGAAACAGCCUCAGGGAUUUGUGGAUAUGGCCAAUCAUUUGUAUAUUUGCAAGUUAAUCAAGUUGUUGUAUGGUCUUAAGCAAGCUCCGAGGGCCUGGAACUCCAAGUUCACAAGUUACUUACCUGCAAUGGGGUUCAAAGCUUCUGCUUCAGAUUCCAGUUUAUUUGUUAAGCAAGAUAAUAGUGAUGUAGUCAUUCUACUGUUGUAUGUAGAUGACAUUAUCUUAACUGGAUCAAACUCGUGCAAGGUACAAAGUGUAAUCACAGAGUUAUCUGAGGUGUUUGAGCUUAAAGAUAUGGAAAAGUUGACUUAUUUUCUUGGUUUGCAAGUUAACUACAAGAAGAAUGGUGAUAUCUGUGUUAACCAAUCUAAGUAUAUAAAAUACUUAUUGCAUAAAACUGGUAUGGAGUCCUGCAAACCAGCAUCUACACCAUGCAAGCCUCAUAAUCCAUUGCUAGUCACUGAAGGUACCAUAUUGCCUGAUCCAAGUUUGUAUUGUAGUAUUGUUGGCUCAUUGCAGUAUUUGACCUUUACAAGGCCAGAUAUUGCAUAUGUUGUGAAUUCUGUGUGUAAAUUCAUGACUUCUCCCACAGAGAUACAUUUUGGGGUAGUAAAAAAGAUCCUGCGAUUCUUAAAAGGAACUAUACAAACUGGUAUCACAUUUUCAGUUGACACUGCAGUAGGGAUCACAGCCUUUAGUGAUUUUGUUUGGGCUACAGAUUUGAACACAAGGCGAUCUGUGACAGGCUAUGUUGUAUACAUUGGUAAUAAUCCAGUUUCAUGGCAGUCAAAGAAGCAAGAUUCUGUAUCAAGGAGUUCUACAGAAGCUGAGUAUAACGCAUUGGCACAUACUGCAGCUGAUGUUGCUUGGAUUAUAAAUGUUCUUCGAGAUAUGGCUAUUGUCUUACCUUUUCCUCCAGUGAUAUACUUUGAUAACAAAUAUGCAAUUGCAUUAAGUGCCAAACCAGUUUUUCACUUGAGGAUCAAACAUUUAGACACAAAUAUCAUUUCGUACUGGAGAGAGUUCAAAAGGGGGAUUUGCAAGUUCAAUAUCUACCUACUGAAGGUCAAACCACAGACAUACUAA